This is a messenger RNA of Prunus persica (peach), 1192 nucleotides long. RefSeq names its product palmitoyl-monogalactosyldiacylglycerol delta-7 desaturase, chloroplastic. Bases 1 to 897 code for a protein of 298 amino acids. Gene Ontology annotation, molecular function: oxidoreductase activity, acting on paired donors, with oxidation of a pair of donors resulting in the reduction of molecular oxygen to two molecules of water. The record is from RefSeq and is a predicted model, not a curated record. Gene Ontology annotation, cellular component: endoplasmic reticulum membrane. The transcript is spliced from 5 exons. Gene Ontology annotation, biological process: lipid metabolic process. NCBI's taxonomy places the organism in Eukaryota, Viridiplantae, Streptophyta, Magnoliopsida, Rosales, Rosaceae.
AUGGGGCUUUUGAGCACGGUUUUCGUUAAGUCCUGUGUAGAGUUCUGGGGGAGGCAAUGGAAUAUACAAGACAUAACCAUAGUGGUUCUGUUUUUGGCUUUGCAUUGCCUUUGUUUAUUUGCACCCUUUCAUUUCAACUGGCGUGCAUUUUGGGUGGCUAUGGCUCUCUCUCUUUUGACUGGUUUAGGAGUGACUCUCUCUUACCACAGAAAUCUUGCCCACAGGAGUUUCACUCUUCCAAAAUGGCUCGAGUACUCCUUUGCCUACUGUGGGGUUUUGUCACUUCAGGGUAGUCCGAUUGAAUGGGUGAGUACACACCGGUACCACCAUCAGUUUACUGAUACAGGGAAAGACCCUCACAGCCCCAUCAAGGGUUUUUGGCACAGUCACACGGGUUGGAUCUUUGAUAGCAGUUAUCGAUUUGGACAAUAUGGAGGCCUAAAGAACGUUGAAGAUUUGAAGAAGCAGCUCUUCUAUAGGUUUCUUCGGCAUACUAACCUUCUACAUUCAGUUCUUCUUGGACGUUUACUAUAUGCUGCGGGUGGAUUUUCCUUCUUGGUUUGGGGAAUGGGGGUGAGGACCGUACUUGUUCUCCACAACACUUUUCUAGUUAAUUCAGUUGGCCACAUGUGGGGAAAGAAACCAUGGAACACCAGUGAUAUGUCUAGGAACAAUUGGUGGGUGGCACUGUUAGCGCUUGGAGAAGGGUGGCAUAAUAACCACCACGCUUUUGAAUACUCAGCUCGACAAGGGCUAGAAUGGUGGCAGUUUGAUUUUACUUGGUACAUAAUAAAAUUUCUUCAAGCUAUUGGAUUAGCAACAGAUGUGAAGGUCCCAACUGAAAUUCAAAAGCAACGAAAAGCUUCAAAGAGUAGAAUCCUAGCUACUCAAAAUUAGGCUUUGAAGAUUUACCCUACUAUGGAUAUGAUGGAUAAUUAUAGCUUCAAAUCCUAUAUGCAUUUGUAAUGGGGUCAAUAUUCAUGCAUGGUGUGGAUUCUGGGAUUAGUCUCGUAUUUUUAUGGCUUCUAAAAUAAUCACUUAUAAUCAUAUUGUGGAAAAAUCAGCUAUGAAAAGUGUUUAAUUCUGGCAUAUUGAAGUAAUUUUCUGUAUUAUGAAUAAAAUUGACCCCAUGUUGAAAGUGUGUUUAGUUACUUGUUUGGUAAAAAAGAAGUUACUUUCAUUUGCAUUUACA